UCGGGAGGUUUCAUCAGACCAGGCGCACAUGCCAUCCCCCUGACGCGUACUUCGAACAUUGUCGGUCUUGCCGGCGCUGUACCAAUUGAACUUACCUCGGGCCUCGAGGUGACCCCUGGCCUGGGCGGCCUGUUGUCCGGGGUGCAAGGAGCCGACUCGCACGGAGCACUCGUGCACCGGGGUUCGGGCAUCGCGACUCCACCGAUCACAGGCGAGCAGGCGGCUAAAAAGAAGCCGGCCAAGAUAUCCGAGAUUGAUGCCUAUAGCCGCUUCCUAUUUCCUGCCUGCUUUCUCCUCUUCAACUGCUUCUACUGGCUCUACUAUCUCAUUCUAUUUAAGAAGUAG
Messenger RNA from Protopolystoma xenopodis, 345 nucleotides. NCBI's taxonomy places the organism in Eukaryota, Metazoa, Platyhelminthes, Monogenea, Polystomatidea, Polystomatidae. The record is from the annotation of a GenBank genome assembly.